Molecule: messenger RNA, 7043 nt
Organism: Sceloporus undulatus (fence lizard)
Lineage: Eukaryota; Metazoa; Chordata; Lepidosauria; Squamata; Phrynosomatidae
Gene: COL5A2
Product: collagen type V alpha 2 chain
Exons: 46
Coding region: 359-4252 (1297 amino acids)
Cellular component (GO): collagen type V trimer
Molecular function (GO): extracellular matrix structural constituent; protein binding
Source: RefSeq, a predicted model, not a curated record
UCUCUUCCUUGCCAGGGACUGGAGGAUUGUGUGGCUGAAGCAGCUGAAAAGGGGCAGGCAAAGAAGUGGAGGCAGCAUUCUUCCUAUUUAAAGCUGCAUCACUUGGGAAGAAAAAAAAGUGUGUGCAAAGGCUGGUGGGGUGGGAAAAGCAAGGCAAAGCAAGCCAGCAGCUGGGGAAACCACAGGAUCCCCCCUUCCUUCCCUUUCCCCUCUCUGUGCGUCCUGAGAGAGUGCUGAAAAGAAAAGAGCUGGCUUCAUGGUGUUCAAAUAGGGUUUUUCUUUUUUCCUCUGCUGCAACACUUUUGCACUUUUCCUGAUCCCCGGAGGAGGAGAAGAGAUCCAUGUCUAAUAUUUAGACAUGAUGGCAAUCUGGACCCCAAGGAGAAAGUUUGUCCUCCUUCUGGCUUUUCUGGGACAUUUAGGAACCAUAAGGACGCAAGAGGAGGAAGAGUUUGAAGGGGAACUAGAUGCUGAAGAUGUUCCUUGCACUCAGAAUGGCCAGGUGUACCUGAACAGGGAUAUAUGGAAACCUGCACCUUGUCAAAUAUGUGUCUGUGACAACGGAGCCAUUCUUUGUGAUGAGAUCCAGUGUCUUGAUGUGUUGGAAUGUGAAAACCCACAGCCUCCUCCAGGAGAGUGUUGCCCUGUGUGUCCGAACACGGCCCGGAAUGGUUUCGAAGGAGCUAUUGGUAGAGGUCGAAAGGGUCAAAAAGGGGAACCUGGAAUUGUACCAGUGGUUACUGGUAUAAGAGGACGGUCUGGACCAGCUGGACCUCCAGGAUCACAAGGACCGAGAGGAGCUCGAGGGCCCAAAGGAAGACCUGGUGCUCGUGGUCCUCCAGGAUUGGAUGGUGAACCUGGUAUACCUGGACAACCUGGUGACCCUGGUCCUCCUGGUCAGCCAUCCACAGGACCAGAUGGAGUGGGCAGACCAUUUACAUCUCAGAUGGCAGGACUAGAUGAGAAAUCUGGACUUGCUGGUCAAAUGGGAUUCAUGCCUGGUGCUGUGGGUCCUGUGGGUCCAAGAGGGCCUCAAGGUCUUUCAGGACAACCAGGUGGUAGAGGCCCACCUGGCCCACCAGGUGAACCCGGGGAACCAGGACCAAUGGGUCCAGCUGGUGUUCGUGGUCCAGAGGGUCCUCCUGGAAAACCUGGUGAAGAUGGUGAAGCUGGGAGGUCAGGACAGCCUGGAGAAGUUGGAUUCCCAGGAUCUCCAGGUGCGCGAGGUUUUCCUGGUGCACCUGGUCUUCCAGGAUUAAAGGGCCAUAGGGGACAUAAAGGACUUGAAGGCCCAAAAGGUGAAAUUGGAGCCACUGGAUCUAAGGGUGAACCUGGCCCAUCUGGUCAGAUGGGUCCAACUGGUCCAUUGGGUCCUCGAGGAAUGGCAGGAGAACGAGGACGAAUAGGACCACAAGGUGCUCCAGGAGGUCGUGGUUCUCAUGGUAUGCCAGGAAAGCCAGGGCCAAUGGGUCCUCUUGGUAUACCUGGUUCAGCAGGUUUUCCAGGUGUCCCUGGCAUGAAGGGUGCUCCUGGAGAAGAUGGUCGACCAGGUCCAGCAGGACCAAUAGGAAUUAGAGGUCAGCCAGGUAGCAUGGGUCUCCCUGGACCAAAAGGCAGUAGUGGGGAUCCAGGAAAAGCUGGUGAAGCUGGCAAUGCUGGUGUCCCAGGGCAGAGAGGUGCUCCUGGUAAAGACGGUGAAGUUGGCCCUUCUGGUCCAGUUGGUCCCCCUGGGCCAGCAGGAGAAAGAGGAGAACAAGGUCCCCCAGGUCCUACAGGCUUUCAGGGCUUACCUGGUCCUCCAGGACCUCCAGGGGAGGGAGGAAAGCCAGGUGAUCAGGGUGUUCCGGGUGAUGGUGGAGCACCAGGUCCUUUAGGUCCAAGGGGUGAACGUGGCAAUCCAGGUGAGCGAGGAAAUCCUGGAGCAUCUGGUAUUCAGGGAGAAAAGGGUAUGGCUGGAGGUCAAGGGCCUGAUGGUGCAAAGGGAAAUCCAGGCCCCUCUGGAACUCCAGGGGAUCAAGGACCUCCAGGUCUUCAGGGAAUGCCUGGAGAAAGAGGCAUUGCUGGAACCCCUGGUCCCAAAGGGGAUAGGGGUAGUAUAGGAGAAAAAGGAAGUGAAGGUACAGCUGGCAAUGAUGGUGCAAGGGGUCUUCCAGGUCCAUUAGGCCCAGGUGGCCCCUCAGGUCCUGCUGGUGAAAAGGGAGAACCUGGGCCCCGAGGUUUAGUUGGCCCUCCAGGCUCUCGUGGAAAUCCUGGCUCUCGUGGUGAAAAUGGUCCAACGGGCCCAGUUGGUUUUGCUGGUCCUCCGGGCCCUGAUGGUCAACCUGGUGUGAAAGGUGAACCUGGGGAGCCUGGACAAAAAGGAGAUGCUGGAUCCCCUGGACCCCAAGGUCUUUCAGGUUCUCAUGGCCCGCCAGGUCCUUCUGGGGUUCCUGGACUAAAAGGCGGCCGUGGUACCAAAGGUCCCCCUGGUGCUACAGGUUUCCCUGGAUCUGCUGGUAGAGUUGGACCCCCAGGACCUACUGGAGCUCCUGGUCCAGCUGGGCCUAUUGGUGAACCAGGCAAAGAAGGUCCCCCAGGCCUACGUGGAGAUCCUGGCGCUCAUGGUCGAGUAGGAGAUCGUGGUCCAGCUGGCCCAGCUGGCAGUCCAGGAGAUAAAGGAGACCCAGGAGAAGAUGGACAACCUGGUCCUGAUGGUCCACCAGGCCCUGCUGGAACUACUGGUCAGAGAGGCAUUGUGGGUAUACCAGGUCAACGUGGAGAAAGAGGCAUGCCUGGGCUACCUGGACCUGCUGGCACACCAGGAAAACAAGGUGGAACAGGCCCACCAGGAGACAAAGGACCUUCUGGGCCCAUAGGUUCUCCAGGUACUACCGGUCCAGUGGGUGAAGCAGGCCCAGAGGGUCCUGCUGGUAAUGAUGGUACUCCUGGACGAGAUGGAGCUGUUGGAGAAAGGGGUGAUCGUGGUGAACCUGGACCUGCAGGCCUUCCUGGUUCUUCAGGAGCACCAGGUACUCCCGGACCUGUUGGACCUACAGGAGAUCCAGGGCAAAGAGGUGAACCAGGCUCACGAGGACCAGUGGGUCCUCCCGGACGUGCUGGAAAACGGGGAUUGCCGGGUCCCCAAGGUCCUCGUGGAGACAAAGGUGACAAUGGAGAUCGAGGUGACAGGGGACAGAAGGGUCAUCGUGGUUUCACUGGUCUUCAGGGUCUCCCUGGACCACCUGGUCCUAUCGGGGAACAAGGCAGCCCUGGGAUUCCAGGUCCAUUUGGCCCAAGAGGUCCUCCAGGUCCAGUUGGGCCUUCAGGUAAAGAAGGAAAUCCUGGCCCUCUUGGACCAGUUGGACCUCCUGGUGUAAGGGGAACUUCAGGAGAAGCAGGACCGGAGGGUCCACCAGGAGAUCCUGGCCCUCCAGGCCCACCAGGUCCUGCAGGCCACCUCACUGCUGCAAUUGGUGAUAUUUUGGGGCAUUAUGAUGAUGGUCUAGCUGAUGCCCUGCCCGAGUUCACUGAAGAUGAGGCUGCCCCAGAUGACAGCAAUAAAACAGACCCAGGGGUCCAUGCUACCUUAAAGUCACUGAGCAGCCAGAUUGAAACCAUGCGCAGCCCUGAUGGCUCCAAGAAGCACCCGGCUCGUACUUGUGAUGAUCUGAGACUGUGCCACCCAUCCAAAAAGAGUGGAGAAUACUGGAUUGAUCCUAACCAGGGUUGUGUGGAAGAUGCCAUCAAAGUAUUCUGCAAUAUGGAAACAGGAGAAACGUGUAUAUCUGCAAAUCCAUCUACUAUUCCACGUAAAACAUGGUGGAGCAGUAGGUCAUCUGACCUAAAACCUGUGUGGUAUGGGCUUGAUAUGAAUAGGGGCUCACAGUUUGUCUAUGGUGAUAGUCAGUCACCGAACACUGCUGUAACUCAAAUGACCUUCCUGCGCUUACUGUCCAAAGAAGCCUCUCAGAAUAUCACCUACCAUUGCAAGAACAGUAUAGGUUACAUGGAUGACCAAGCCAAGAACCUGAAGAAAGCUGUGAUUCUGAAGGGAGCAAAUGAUCUUGAGAUUAAAGCUGAAGGAAACAGCCGGUUUCGAUACACUGUCCUUCAUGACAGUUGCUCUAAACACAGUGGAAAUGUGGGAAGCACGGUCUUUGAAUACAAAACACAGAAUGUGGCACGCUUACCUAUUAUUGAUAUUGCUCCUGUGGACAUUGGAAGUGCAGACCAAGAAUUUGGAAUAGAGAUUGGGCCAGUUUGUUUUGUGUAAACAAGGGGGAAAUUCAAUGAAUACAAAAGGGAACAUCUUACCUAUUCAAAAGCAUUGGGAUCAACAGCAACAGCAACAAACCACAAGAACUUAGACUGAGUGAAGUUAAUCCUGAGACUCUUGAAGUGAUAGCUGAUAUUGGGAUCAGCAUUGUAUAUAACCAUUCUUUAUAAUUCCCUGGCCUUCUUUAGAAUAUUUAUUUUAUUUACAUACAAACCUUCAGUCUAAUUGUCCCAAGUCAACAUUUUAAUGAAGUAAUAGGAAUUUAAAACACACCGGACCACUCUUUGAUGCAAAAAAUAACAUACGUUUCCUAAUUAUAAAUCAUAAUCAGAAUGAUGCCUUUUAUUGGGGACUUCUACUCAGUAUAAUUCAUAUGAUACAAGUAAUAUAAAACAUUCAACUCACUAUUGAACCAGUGCAGUAUCAUAGAUUGUGACAGUACCAGUGCAAUCUUAUACAUUUCCAGUCCAUUGUAACUCCCAUUUAAUCCAGUGGGAUUUUUUCUCUACCAGGUAAAUAUAGGAUUGCAGCCUCAUUGGUAUUAGAAGGUCGUAGCCCAAGAACUAGUUAGUUAAAUUUAUUCUUUGCUCCUGGCUGACCCCUUUGGUAAUGGAAGAAGCCACAUUUGACAUAAUUCUCCCUUCUAUGCAACUCUUAAAGGUACAGGACCCCUCUCAGGGUCUAGACAUGGGAACCUUUAAGGCCCCUGGGCCCAUCGUCCCAAAGUCUCCAAAGCACCCUUACCUUUUUAUUUUCUUACUAAUAGCACAUAACCUCUGUCACCAGUGUGAGGUUUUCCUCAUGGUCUUCUUUUCUUUUGGAUAUCUUUCAUUUAGUUUUGCGUCCCCACCAUCUUUUGUUCAAGCUACUACUUUUUGACAGAUUUCGUAUACCAUUUAACUUCCUUAUUUGCCCCUUAGAUUUUUCCUUCUUUCCUUUCUUUUCAAACCACUGCCAAACUCAGCUCUUGCUUCUGGGCUUUCUAGUUUUUGGUUCACAUUGCCACUUAGCUGUUCUUGUGCCUAGGAGUCAUGUGAGGGGUUUCUCUAGCCAAACAGACAUUUCACUUGCCUCACAGUAUAUGGAAUGUUCAUAAAUAUUCUGUUGCAAUGGUUCAUGAACACACAAUAACUUAAAAACUCAACAAAAUACUGUCAGAACUGUUACUACCAUUGUCGCCGACAGCUCUUUCAGUAUAGUACAGUAUUAAUUGCAAGAGUGUGAUGUAGGCUUCACAAUCAGAAAAAUCAGUGCUUUUAGCUUUGUCAGCUAGUUUUGUGUUUAGCACAGUUUUUAAAUGUGCACACACAUCUCUCCUUUGGAUACUGGUCAUAAUGUGUGAAUUGAUCUGCACUCUAUUUGAGAGAGUCUAUCAUUGGAACAAAGAACUAAUUUGUGAACUGUAUUUACACACCUUGUCACAAUGCAGAAAGUUGAAUCUGGCAUUACUUUCCACCAUUUAAGAUCUUCCAUGGUUCAAUGUUCAACUCAGUCCAGUUCUUUCAUUGACCAAUUGCUAUUCAUAAGUCAGUCAUCUUAAAAUAUGUUACCCCCAAAACAAGUCUUAAAUUCAGUGCUAAUAGGAUUUUGACUGGCUGUCUACUAAUAACCUCUAAUGAGCCAUUUCCUCAUUAACUUUUUUUUACUUCACUGUGGUCAGUAUCAAAAUAUCUGAAGGAAUUCAGUGAACAUCAAGAUUUCCCUUCUCCUUCAAAUGUAUUGUCCAGGUAUAUGUGUUGUCAUUUAUUUCCAUUUAUUUCCAUUUCCAUUUACACCAAAACCAAGAAUUAAUUAGAAAGAUUAGAGUGACUCACUGUUGCUGAAGUAAACUUUAACUCAACAACUGGUCAUGCAUCACCAGCGAUUGUGACUUGCCUGCCUUGCUUUACCAGGGCACACAAAUGGGCCAUCAUUUCUUAGCAUGAGCUACCUCAUCUCUAGAAGCUGGGAUGCAUUUAAUAAUCUAGUGUUUGUUCUAGAUAAUGACAAGGUGCUAUGCUUCUGUUGUAAUUCCAAGAAUGGAGAUAGGCAGGGCAAUAUCAUGUUAAAAUAGUAAUAAUAACAACAAUAAUAAAAUGUUUGUUUUUCAAAGGGAAUGGUGCUAAAAUGGUUUCUGUAAAAUCCUGAGAAAAUAAAAGAUUACUUUUAAAAAAAAGAAUAGACUUUAGAUAUUAGAUUCCAGAUGUCUGGGGAAAAUGUUUUACAGUAUAUUUUCCCUUAUGGUUAUGAAUGCUGGGUACACUAGCAUACUCUUUUCCCUUCCAUAGAAUAUGUGGUACAAACCUACUUUUCUAUGGUCUGUUUCUUUGUUGAAGAAUUGUUUCUCAUCUGUUUCUUUAAAAAAAAUAAACUCAAAAAAGAGAGAAAAAGCCACACGCAUAGCUUUAUUCAUGUAUCUUUGCAAAGCAUUUAAUUAAAUAUAAGUUUCUCGCUGAGUACUGGCUUCCUUUGUCCAGAGUCCUUCUGACAAUAUCAGGCCAUUUCUGGGGGAAGGAAACGUGUGUGUGUUGUGCAUGUGUGUGUAGGUGUACAUGAACAUGGGUCGAAGAGAGUAUGUGUGUUACCUUUGGAUUUAAAAUGUAGCACACUAAAUACAAGUAUAUUUUAAAUUAAGUUAUGAUGGCAUUUUUGAGUGAUAUGUGUUUAUGACCAUACUUCUCAGCAACAAAGGAACCAAAUGAUUUUCAUGGAAUGCGGAUUGGAUCAUUCAAGAUUUGGCAACGCUGUUUUUGAAACUCCAGAAAUUCAAGAUUUUAAAUUGUUGAAUAAAAUAUUAUGAUAAAAUUAA